AUGGCAGGCUUUCGUCCAAGCAAUAUAUUCCUGGGCAAGUACGGCGUCAAAAUUUACAAACUGGCGGCUGCCAAUGGAUACACCUGGAAUUAUAUAAUCUACUUCGGCCAACGAGAUUCAAUGGCUGGCCUUGGGCGUGAUCGAACAGUGGUGAUGCAUUUAUUGGGUGAUCUUGAGGGAUGUUAUCGAACCGUGGUACCUGACAACUUCUUUACCAGCAUUCCUCUGGCAAAGCAUUUGUUAGAACAUGAUACGUAUCUUAUUGGGACACUGAGAAGUAAUCGUACCGGAUCAGGCAGCGAAGUUGCUCAAAAGCGUCUUCGACGUGGUGAAGUUUACGAACUUCAGAAUAAAGAAGGCGUAAAAUUAAUCAUGUGA
Rotaria socialis is the source of this 378-nucleotide messenger RNA. Lineage: Eukaryota; Metazoa; Rotifera; Eurotatoria; Philodinida; Philodinidae. The record is from the annotation of a GenBank genome assembly.